UUUUAUUUAUUUUACUCCACAUUUUUUUUUUAUUAUUUUAUUUUCUGAAAAUGUUUUUUAAACGUUUUUUCCAUUCUGCAAUCCAGCUACAAAAGAAUUACUAUAGAAUUCUCAAUUUAGAUGAGAAAGCUAAUAAAAGGGCUAUAAAGUUGAAUUACUAUAAACUAUCAAAAAAAUACCAUCCUGAUCUUAAUCCAAAUAAUAAGAAAGCCCAUCAAUCAUUUUUAGAAAUAAACGAAGCCUAUGCUGUAUUAGGCAAUGAAGCAAAUAAGAAAAAAUAUGAUUUAGACUUGAAUAAUGAUACGAAUGAAAAUACAUUAUCCAAACAUUAUUAUUAUCCAGCAACAAAGGGUUCUAGCAGUAGUACACAUGCCUGGACGGCUUAUAGAAACCGAAGGGCACCUAGGACAACGGGUUCACAGAGUGCACAAGCACAAGCAGAAAAGAUGAAAUGGAAACAAGCUGGUGGUGGUUUUAAUUAUACUGAACAUUAUCAUCGGCAUUAUGAAGCAGAAGAAUACAGACGUAGAGAAAGAAUGGAAAAUGCUGCGAAAAGGCGAAGAGCAGCUGGAGAGGAAAAUAUACACCCUUAUCAUCCAUCUUCAAUGUCCGGUAAAACAAGCGACAUAGGACAUACUUGGGGUCGUAUUUGGCGGCUGGGAGUUGUUCUGACAGGCAUCGCCUAUGUUACUCAAAUUAUAACUUAAUAACAAAUCUUCAUCAUUGUUGAUUUACACAUUCUUCUAUUCAUAUUUAGAGAUUUACUUCUUUUCUACUCUAUUGUAUACAUGUCUAAAAUAAUAAAUUGUAAAUAGCUCCUAUUUUUCUUUUUUUUUUUAUAAAAAAGAAAGAAA
Cokeromyces recurvatus is the source of this 854-nucleotide messenger RNA. RefSeq names its product DnaJ domain-containing protein. The transcript has a single exon. NCBI's taxonomy places the organism in Eukaryota, Fungi, Mucoromycota, Mucoromycetes, Mucorales, Mucoraceae. The coding region runs from base 51 to 707 and encodes 218 amino acids. The record is from RefSeq and is a predicted model, not a curated record.